This is a messenger RNA of Cladocopium goreaui, 1641 nucleotides long. The record is from the annotation of a GenBank genome assembly. NCBI's taxonomy places the organism in Eukaryota, Dinophyceae, Suessiales, Symbiodiniaceae.
AUGCUUGUUUGGCUUCUGGCUUUGUGGCUGGUGCGGGCGCUAUCGCUGGUAAGCCGCAGCGAGUAUGCCAGGGAGACAGGCAUCUCGGCGCUAGCAACGGCCGAAGAACGCUUGGUCCGUCACAAUGCAGACUUGGCUCUUGAGUCUUGCAUUCAACAAGACCUCUGGCAUAGAACUCAGCUACGGAGCCAACUCAAAGGUCUUUGCUUUGAGAUGUGCAAAGCAGUGAGUCUUUAUCCAAAUUGCCCACAGUGCGAAGGCAUGACUGGAAAACAGGCUGCAGCUCCUGGAGAGUUUGCAUCAACCGGCUCACCAGUAGAGGGGUCGAAUUGGGAAGGGCUUCUGUUCCACAUGGAUCAGAUGAGUCAAUGGGGACGUUCACUGAUCAGGCAAUGGUCCUCUCAAGGAGGGUCCUCACAGCUACAGUUUCUCAGCAAUUCAACUCUUGGCUGCGAGGAAACCGAUGUGAUGCGACGAGAGGAGCUUCAAGGAAAGAUCCUGGACUUUUGCCAAGAUGUUUGUCAUGACCAGGCCUGUGCUGAAUGUCACCAGGCACGUGGACCUCCCAAGAGCUGGCCACUGCUGAUGACGCAGGUUGAGGUGCUUGCCACCACUUUCAGCCGCUCCCUGGAGGGUGCAAGGGCCAGUAGGGCCAAGGAAGAGGAGGACCAUGUCUCGCUCUUUUGCUUCGCAUGGACACCACGGCGGGACUAUGAUGAAAAGCUCCUGGUCGAGACUAGGAAGCAGUAUCAGAAGUGCGAUGGUCACAUGUUCUACACAGACCAUGCCGCUCCUGGGCCACAAAAGGAGGGAGACUUUAUGCGCGUCAUCGUGCCCAAGCAGAGCGUGACUCGAGAAGAUGAUGGCUGGCUGUAUCACAGGAACAUGGUAGGUCUCAUGCCAUCGUGGAACCAUCUCGUACAUUCAGAGUUCGUGAACCAGCACACCUGGUUCAUCAAUAGCGAGCUGGAUCACUUCCUCAGUCCUGCUAGAGCCAAAGAGACCAUUGCUGCUUACCUGAAGGGUUUGCGGGAGGGUACUCCGGAGGAGCAGGCCAGCGCAGAUGGCCCAAUGAUGCUUAUGUGGGGCAAUGCCUUCGUCUUCAAUAGAAAGAUGGUCUUGGCAAUCAAACAGCAUUGGAACGUAUUGGGCCGAAUCGCCCAAGAAAAUGGUCCCGAUGAUCAAGCAACCGCAGUGGGUUGUCCGAUGUUUAUGGAAAAUGAGGCAGAGUGGCCCCAGUGCUGCUCCCAAGACGUUGUGUAUCCAACCUUGGCCAAGGUCAUUUUGCCUAAGCUGUUCAAUGUAACUGUUGGUGCUCCUGGCAGUGCUGGAUGUGGAAGCCCAUCAAAGAACGGCAAGCAGCAGGACUUUCCUUUGGGCUGUUGGGAGCUGCAUUUGAAUCCAAUUGAUGGGGAGAAAGAAGGAGGUGCUUUGCAAGCAAUCAAGGAACUAGCACAGAUGAGCCAAUUCCAGGACGAGAGGCAAGCCAAAGACUACUGUCAGAGACACAAGUUGGCUGCCGUUCGCGACAACUGCGACCGCUUCUGGCAGGGCAGGCGAGUUCCCUUGAUUCAUCAUUUGCACACUGUGUCGGAGCAAAAGUUGGCGCGCCAGUUACUGGACCACGACGCAAGGCCCUAG